Conger conger (European conger) is the source of this 3872-nucleotide messenger RNA. RefSeq names its product post-GPI attachment to proteins phospholipase 3 (gene pgap3). The record is from RefSeq and is a predicted model, not a curated record. Gene Ontology annotation, molecular function: hydrolase activity, acting on ester bonds. Gene Ontology annotation, biological process: GPI anchor biosynthetic process. The transcript has 8 exons. Gene Ontology annotation, cellular component: endoplasmic reticulum membrane. Lineage: Eukaryota; Metazoa; Chordata; Actinopteri; Anguilliformes; Congridae. Bases 198 to 1187 code for a protein of 329 amino acids.
GUUUUGCAUUCCUUUCUAAAGGGGAGGAGCAAGUACGAUUUACCGCUCUACCGGGCUACUCAGAGGCGCUCGGCCCGAUUUAAAUUAGAAAUGUCCUGGUGAAAGACAGAUUUUUGGGGGUCUUGAUGGCCUGAAGUACCGAUUCGGCCUUGUUGUGCCUUCACUUCAGUACCGCGUACGACGGGUUUACAGUGAUCAUGGCCUCGUUCUUGCCAUUCUGUCCAGCUGUAUACUUCGCCUUGUCAAGCAUCAUUCUGUUGCUGUUCCCCGCAACUACCAUUGCGUCUCAGGGUGACAAGGAGCCAGUUUACAGAGACUGUGUGAAGCAGUGUGUCCGAACAAACUGCACCGGUGCUCGAUUGAGAGGGUUUCAGUCCAUUCAGCCGCGAUAUAUGGCACUGACAGGCUGGACGUGUCGCGAUGACUGCCGAUACCAGUGCAUGUGGACCACAGUGGGGUUAUACCAGGCCGAAGGGUACAGAGUGCCUCAAUUUCAUGGCAAGUGGCCGUUUGUGCGUUUCCUGUGCUUUGAGGAGCCAGCGUCUGCCCUGGCCUCCCUGCUGAAUGGCCUCGCCUGCCUUCUAAUGUUACUGCGUUACCGCAGCACUGUGCCACGCCAGAGCCCCAUGUACCACACCAUCAACGCCUUCUCCUUGGUCUCUUUGAAUGCCUGGUUCUGGUCCACAGUGUUCCACACCAGGGACACCUAUCUCACAGAGAAAAUGGACUACUUCUGCGCCUCUGCUGUCAUUCUCUACUCCAUCUACCUGUGUUGCGUUAGGACAUUAGGGCUGCGCAGGCCAGGAGUCUCCAGCAUAGUGGGAGUGCUGCUCAUCCUCGUCUUCACGUCUCAUGUCUCCUAUCUCACCUUCAUCAGUUUUGACUACGGCUACAACAUGGCUGCCAACGCCACCAUUGGAAUGGUGAACCUGCUAUGGUGGCUGUGCUGGUGCUGGCAGAACCGGCGCACGCUCCCGUACUGGUGGAAGUGCGGGGUGGUCGUGUUGCUGCUGCAUGGCUUGGCCCUCCUGGAGCUCCUGGACUUCCCCCCACUCUUAUGGGUGCUGGACGCUCAUGCUGUCUGGCACCUCAGCACCGUGCCCGUCCACUUCCUCUUCUAUAGUUUCUUAAUAGAUGACAGCCUGCACCUACUCAACACAGAGAAGACCGGGGUCAAGCUGGAGUAGGGAGAGCAAGGCCACACAACCCCCCCCUCUUCCUGUGCACUCCUCCAAUCAGGGCAGCCAGCACCAGAAGGGGACAGAGCUCAGUCGUCUUGGCAACCGCACAUUUCUUUGCUGUGUAUUUCAUUCCAUGGGUGUACAAUUAUUUCACUUUUCUUGUUUUGGGAUUUGUAUGCAUUUUGGCUUUCUUGAACAUCGCAUUCACUAAGCUUUGCCUUGUGGAGAUGGGUCCAACAGGGCCCCAGUCAGCCACACAGUGUUUCUAAAUGGUUGCCAUUUGAUUUCCUUAUGCACAGUUUGCAGACACUGUCUGAUCCCAACCCCACUGGUCUGAUCACUGUGUUUCUGUCACUCCUGCAGUAAGUCAGAACAGGCAGACCGGAUGUAUAACUGUCUUUGUUUAAAGGAUUGGCAGUGUUGUAAACUUGGCAGAGUACUACAAUUCUAGCACUCAUGAUCUACUAUACAGAAAUGUCCAAACUAAGGUAAAUUGUGGUAUAGCAGAUUUACUUUAUCCAGUGAAGGGUUAAGUACUCAAAAACAUGCUCUGUUGCUCUCCAUUGCAUGCUUGCUUAAAAUGCCUGCCCAUAUUUUAUGAGUAUUGAAUUAGGUAAGCUAGAAAGGAAUGGCUUGAGAGCUAAAGCAUCAAAAAUGGCAAUAUUGGAGGAGUAGUUUUUUUUAUGUGUAGAUUUCCAAGUUAAAUUAACUUGGGGGGCCUGGAAUUAGGCCAUAUUUGGGCCUCAAACUUCACUUCUGAAGACAGCCAGCAGAGGGCAGCCAUAAUUCUUGUGUCUGAAAUCAGCCACUUUAACAUUACUAAUUAGACUAAAGAAAUGGGUGCUUUUAAAAUGUUGGGGUGAGUGAAUAGACUACUUAAGAGGGGACUGGUGGUAGGGUCACAUGGGUUGACUGGGCCUUUUGUUGAUCUACCAUUUUCAUUUCUGCUUGAAUUGCUUUUUUCCCUUUUUUUAUUGAUUGUGGUUUCAUUAUUCUACCUUAUUAUUGUUUGAAUGAUUAUGACCAUUUGUGCUUUGUUUACCGAUUUGCUCUGAUUGCUUUUUAGUCCUUAGGGGUGGUGGGCGAGGGGAUAACAGAUCUGUUUAAUUCACAUUCACCUGGAUGGCCUUUCUGUUCCUACAACAAAUUCAUACACUUACAGGUGCUUUGAAAGGACCUGCGGGAAGCCGUUUAAAAGAAAGCCGAAAAGACAAGGGUGGGAUGUCGAGGCAGGAUGGGAAAUGAGAGCACCGCUGUGAUGAGAAACCAGCCUGGCGUGGUGGCCUGGGCUACUGGCUGAGCAAGCUAUGUGAACCGAGUGGGAGAGGGCCACGGACCACUGUUUGUGUUUUACAGCAUACGUGUUGACAUUGUGUGCCUUCAUUGUGUGCCACAUACCUGUAGUGCGAUGCUGUCUGUCACUGACCUGUUUUACCUCAUAUUUGAAGUCCUGCCCUGUCAAACACGUUUGUGCCUGAUGGUCUUGGUAGGAGGUGCGUGCGUGUGUGCGUGUGUGCGUGCGUGCGUGCGUGCGUUGUCAGGAAUCCUGACAGUUUUGUCAUUUGCACAAGUGUUUUAGACAUUUCUGUAGGAUAUUCCUGCAUUGUCUUCACUUUCUUUUUUUGUUGCAAAAGUGCCAAUUUCUUUAGUUUUUCUACAUUGUUAAGUUUCAUAUGAAUGAAGUUAGGAAUAGAAAAACAUCCUUGUCAUGAGUGUUGGCACCCAGAUGAGCACGCAAGAGAAAACGGCUGGUGUGUUAAUGUGCUAGUUCACUGAGGUUGUCUUAAUACUUGACUCACGUGCACUUACUGUGUGUGUGUGCGUCCUUGUAUGUGUGUAAGCUGUAUAGGGGAUGGGAGGGGGGGUGACAUUGUGAUCUGUAAAUAGAGCAGAGUAUGAUCAUAUGCAUGGGAUAAUCUAUACAGCGUAAUGAACUGAACCUGUCUGCAAGAUAUUCUGUGGACUUCAGUGUGUAUGAAGGCAUGCAGCAGAAAGAGUGAGUGCCCCAGCAAAGAAAGAUUGACCAUGGGUAUAUAUAGCUUCUCUGAGAGCCUGGGAGAGAGGAGAUAUGUGGGGUGACAAGGGAUUGAGGAAUGGUGACAGAGUAUUAUAUCUGCCUCAGACAAGUCUCAGAGAGUUUUUCAUUCUCUGGCAGCCUACUCUUGGCUCAAGUUUACCCUUCUGCAUGAUAUUCCAUCAAUUAGCUUACCAUCUCCUUUGUGAUUAAAAAAAAGAAAGAAAAAAAAAGCCUGGCAGAGCUUCUUUUGGUGUUGGGUGUCAAUAGUAGAUUGGAUCCAGUCAUAGUUCCCCAUUUGUUCUGGGGGGGGGGCUAAUAAUCAAACGGUAGCGUAACUGUACGAAGUGUCACAGUGAUCAGGUCCUGGAGUAUUUGAAAAUGUACAGACAUGUUUGUUGCUUUUUUGAUUGAUGCCCUAUCCCCUGAGUGGUGUGUGACGUUGCUCCGACGUACAGGAAUGCCCCUGGUGCAGCUGUGCUCAGAUCCCUCAGAGACUCCUCUUCCCCCUCAACGAGCCAGCAUGACAAGACUCCUCUGGCUCGGUGCUGCCCCUGCCUGCUGCCCUGUACACUGUAACUCUCCUUGCCAAAUGCAUUCUUCUCCUGUAUGACACCACGUGGUUGUUUAAAAGCUUUAAGAAUUUAACAAAUAAAGUGUCCUCUGUUAUUUAAAAA